Xenia sp. Carnegie-2017 is the source of this 1641-nucleotide messenger RNA. RefSeq lists its product as uncharacterized. Bases 618 to 1067 code for a protein of 149 amino acids. The transcript has 9 exons. The record is from RefSeq and is a predicted model, not a curated record. NCBI's taxonomy places the organism in Eukaryota, Metazoa, Cnidaria, Anthozoa, Malacalcyonacea, Xeniidae.
UGCAGUCCAUUAAACUACUUAACCAAAUUCAUUGGUUUUGCCAGAUGCAUGUUUAUUUGAAUGUAAAUAGGAAAUGAGUACUGGUAUGUACCUUAGAAACAGUAUUGAAGGCUAUAAAGAGGGAAAUUUCAAAUGAGCUAUGAUUUCGAACUCUGCCAAUCUGAAAUUGUAUUUUUAUUUGCUUUAUAUGUCUACUGAUACACAUGCAGUUGUAGAAUUCAUUGAUGAGAAGUCAGUUGAAGUUGUUCCCAGAAGUUGGAUUGAAGCAUGUGAUGGUGUUUUGUGUUGCUAUUGGCCGAGGACAAAUGUCUUCGCUAGGGUAAAGAAACUGGAAUUGCCAGACAAAAAUGGUUGGAAAAACAUAAAGUUAGAAUAUUCACAUUUGCAGACAAUUUUAAAAGUACCCAAAAGUUUGCUAGAAGAGCCAUUGCCACUUCAAACAUUGAACCAGAUGAUGAGUCAAUCAACGACAAGCCACGAAAACGUCCUCGUCUCAAAAGGAGUAUGGAAGAAUUUCCAGAUUACAGUGACAUAGAAAACGAUGAUGACAGUGAUGAACCCGUAAUUCAACGCAGAGCCCCUCAGUUACCUCCUGCUCCACUUUACGCAUCUUUAGUAUGAACAAUAAGCAUUUAUUGGAAUCUUCUGAAAGUAAUAUAAUAACAGCCGUCAAUGAAGUCUUAUCAACAAAUUCUAGAAAUUUGCCGGUGUACAGCAAACUGAUCUCCUUUGCAGAAAAAGAUUUAUAUGACGGUGAACUAGCACCAGAAAUCCUAAACACAAAGGAUCAUGCAAUAACUUCGCUAUCUACGAGUAGGACACCAUCUCAGCGUAGUGGUACAGGCAACGUCUUUUCACAAGGAAUUCCUACAACUGGCACAACAAGAGAAAGCCAUUCUCAACAAAACAGUGAUGUCUUAGAUGCGCAUGACCUUUCAUCGCACGAAACGCCUUCGACAAGUUUUAUGAACAUAACACCUGCAGAAAGACGUUCUCAACCAAACAUUAAUGGCUUCCAAAGAUCAGUUCUCACCAAACUGGAAACAUUAAUUGAUAAGCGUUUUUAAUAUUGCGUGCUCUGUUAAGCGCUACGAAAGGUGUAGACAAGCACGAAAUUUUGGAUAAUGUUGUACCUACUCGCUUAGAUUCGGUUGAAGAACUUGAGGACCUAUCCUCUAGUCUUGAUGACGAAACGUCCAGAAGAAAGUUGGUAAGUUUUGGAAAGUUAACCACCCAUACGUAUUUAGUAAUAUUUAUUGGCACCGCCUAUUUUUUAUGCAUGACUCUUUCAAGGGUUACGUAAAAAAAUGUGACAAAGGAAGGCAUAGCCCUUCCCCUUUAUCGGUUUGGAAACGUGAAAACGAUGGUUUCAUUUGCAAUUACGUAACAUAAUAUUGACUUUCUUCUAUCAUUUGUGUUUGAAGAUUGAAAACAUGCACGUUUGUCAAAGUCUAAAACGUAAUUUUAAUGACGAAUUUCAUGACGUUAAAGAAGUCAGAUUAUCUGAUUAAACAAUAUGAAUCUAGCAUCGUGUUUUUCGUGAGAGCAUUGACGUGUUCUGAUUGAUUUAAAUACGUUACGAUACUUCAAACGGCUUUUAGGAGUAUGUCGUUUUAUUUGUGCUGAAAAAUUUUAACAAAG